Molecule: messenger RNA, 1698 nt
Organism: Leptomonas pyrrhocoris
Lineage: Eukaryota; Euglenozoa; Kinetoplastea; Trypanosomatida; Trypanosomatidae
Exons: 1
Coding region: 499-1698 (399 amino acids)
Source: RefSeq, a predicted model, not a curated record
AGUUUUUCUUUCAUCGGACCACGUGGCACGUGCGCGUAAUUUGUAGCGUGAUUCAUUAAAGAAAACGGCGGUAUAUGUAUAUAUGUGUAUAUAUACUUCUAUGAAUGCCAUUGGCCGGAAAGAGAAACGGCAAAGAGAAAUAAUAUAUAUGUGUGUAUCAACAACACGCUUGACAUCGUCUUCUUUUCUUUUUCAGUCUUCAUUCUACCAAAAGAAAAGGAAAAGAAAAAAGAAGAGGGCGUGGGGGAAAGGUAGCGUGAGAACCGGCGGUUCUCAGAGGCUUCCUUACCGAGGUGAUGCUACUUAAUAAAACGGCUGAUUGUUGACAGCAACCAAUUUUAUUUUGACAAUAAUUGUGUGAAGUGCUUCUCAUUGAACGUUAGGUUUUUGCCGAAGGUAAAGGGGAAGGUAAACCCAUCGAGACCUUGUGACGGCGUCGCAAACGACAAAUAUUCAUCCCCUUCUUUUUUUUUCCACACACACGCACACACAUACACGAUGGAGGAUGCAUUAAAGCGCGCAAUUGAAGACGCUGUUGUGCGUGAUGCCUGCGAUGGCAGCUGCUUCCUCGCCCUGCACCCUAUCUACUCCUCCCCGCCUUACCUCUGCUUUCGCGUCGGUCUAUGCCGCGCCUCGGUUGUGUUGCUCUCCUUUGUGCUGCUUGCGUGCGCGCUGCUCGGUCAUGUGCUACCCUGCUGCCAGACCGCCUACGGGGUGACACAGUGGUACGUGUGGGCACGGGCGUGGCUCAACGGCCAGGAGCUGCCGUACCUCGACCGCCGCGAGGAUGUGCUGCUCCUGCGGUGCACCGCCGCGGGCUUCGUUCUCGCGGGACUCGCGGUAUGUGUGACGUCGAUCGAGUUGUCGAGGGCGUGGUCGUGCGCUGAGUCCGCGCGUACGCGGGAGGAGGUGGAUAACAGAUGUUUGAGAGAGGUGUACGCGCGUCAGCUGAUGUCAAUGACCUCUUCCGCGGGGACGUGUGAUGGCACGAGCAGCGAUGAUGUCGACGUCCGCAUGGCGCAGGCGGUCCGUUCACGUAACACAACCACAGGCAAUCACGGACAGGUCAUCUGUAUUCCCUUCGAGGAGCGGGAACAGCAGCGACGUUGCGCGUUGAAUCGAACGGCGACGAUCGCUCUCAUCUGUCUGCUCUGCGCAGCACUCUUCUCUGCACUAACGGUGCUGCUUUUAUGGCUGGACUAUUCUCUGGUGGUGCGACAGCGCGAGGAGGCAGAGGCGCGGCUUGCGCCCGGCUUCACCUGCUUCGUUGCCUCAGGUGCGUGCGGACUUGUCAGCGUGGCCUUUUUAUUGAUCUCGACGCUCUCGCAGGGGUGUCUCUUUCGCGGUAGCGCGGCGGUUCCCUGCUGUCUUCUUAUGCGGGUGUCGGAUAGUGUGCUGAGCGCCGGUACCAGCGGCGCUUCUUCGGGACACGACAGCGACGUUCGGCUGUCGAGGGUUGCCACAACGACACCGGACCGGCAAAACGCGAAGGAAGGCGGCAGCGAGGAGGACACGAAAGCACCGCACCGGCCACACUUGUCUCUGUCGGCAAAUCUGCAUUCCGCUGCAUCGGCAGCAGAUCACGACAAAAUGACGUUGCGGACUUCGCCGGCGUCGGCGGAACUGCACAGGUCUACUGCUGUUCCGCCUAGCGGCUUAGAGAAGGUAGUUCGUCGCUCGAGGCGGCGGCGGGAGUAG